Molecule: messenger RNA, 470 nt
Organism: Musa acuminata AAA Group (dessert banana)
Lineage: Eukaryota; Viridiplantae; Streptophyta; Magnoliopsida; Zingiberales; Musaceae
Product: aldose reductase-like
Exons: 3
Coding region: 1-438 (145 amino acids)
Cellular component (GO): cytosol
Molecular function (GO): aldose reductase (NADPH) activity
Source: RefSeq, a predicted model, not a curated record
AUGGACAGUCAUGGUGGACCUCGCUUUCAUCUCCGCGAAGGGCUGCGAGCUAGAGGAAGAAGACCAGAUCGCGCGAAGGGGGAAGAGGAAGAAGAAGAAGAAGAAGAAGAAGAAGAAGAAGAGGAGGAAGAGAUGUCGCAGGCAUUGUGCGAUGCACCGAGCGCGCAGGGGGAUCUACGCUACAUCAAGCUGGUGAGCGGGCAUUCCAUCCCCUCCGUGGGGUUGGGGACAUGGAAGUCCGCCUCCUCCGAAGCCUCCCACUCGGUCUACACUGCCAUCACCGAGGCUGGGUAUAGGCAUGUGGACACAGCUCCACUAUAUGCGAUUCAAGAAGAGGUAGGACGAGGUCUCCAAGCUGCUUUGCAAGCAGGGAUACCAAGAAACGACCUGUUCAUCACAUCAAAGUUGUGGCAUGUCCUCCAACCUCACUUUUCCUAAUCUACUGACAACGGAUAAGGAUUGGAAUCGAC